AUGAUUCGAGUUGUGAGUUUACACAUGAACAGCAAAGUUUUCCUUCACAUCAACAAUGUUUAUGACUACCUCGCUACUGCCCGUUAUUUUCUCGUUACGAUCUCGCUAAUAUCUCGUUAUUUUCUCGCUACUGUCUCGCUACUGUCCCGUGAUUUUCUCGUUACUAUCUCGCUACUGUCCCGUUAUUUUCUCGUUACUGUCUCGCUACUGUCCCGUUAUUUUCUCGUUACUAUCUCGCUACUGUCCCGUUAUUUUCUCGUUACUAUCUCGCUACUGUCCCGUUAUUUUCUUAUUACUAUCUCGCUACUGUCCCGUUAUUUUCUUGUUACUAUCUCGCUACUGUCCCGUUAUUUUCUUGUUACUAUCUCGCUACUGUCCCGUUAUUUUCUUGUUACUAUCUCGUUACUGUCCCGUUAUUUUCUUGUUACUAUGUCGUUACUGUCCCGUUAUUUUCUUGUUACUAUCUCGCUACUGUCCCGUUAUUUUCUUGUUACUAUCUCGUUACUGUCCCGUUAUUUUCUUGUUACUAUGUCGUUACUGUCCCGUUAUUUUCUUGUUACUAUCUCGUUACUGUCCUGUUAUUUUCUUGUUACUAUCGCUACUGUCCCGUUAUUUUCUUGUUACUAUCUCGCUACUGUCCCGUUAUUUUCUUGUUACUAUCUCGCUACUGUCCCGUUAUUUUCUUGUUACUAUCUCGCUACUGUCCCGUUAUUUUCUUGUUACUAUCUCGCUACUGUCCCGUUAUUUUCUCGCCAUUAUCUCGCUAUUAACCUUACCUCGCUCCUAUCUGGUUAUUUUCUCGCUGCUUUUUCGUUACAAUCUGGUUAUUUUCUCGCUACGUCCUUGAUAUCUAUCUCGCUACUAUCACGUUACUAUAUUGUUAUUUUCUCGCUACUGUCUAUCUCAUUACUACCACGUUACUAUCUCGCUACUAUCUCGUUAUUUUCUCGCUACUACGUUAUUUUUCCUUUACUAUCUUAUAAGAGUAUGUACAUAAUUCAGCUGCUAUCUAUCUAUCUAUCUAUCUAUCUAUCUAUCUAUCUAUAUCUAACCUGUUCAUAUCUAUCUAUCUAUCUAUCUAUCUAUUUAUCUAUCUAUCUAAGUCUCCUGUUCAUAUCUAUCUAUCUAUCUAUCUAUCUAUCUAUCUAUCUAUCUAUCUAUCUAUCUAUCUAUCUAUCCUUUGAGAUCAAUGUCUUUUGCGAAUUGUAG
Molecule: messenger RNA, 1209 nt
Organism: Acanthosepion pharaonis
Lineage: Eukaryota; Metazoa; Mollusca; Cephalopoda; Sepiida; Sepiidae
Source: the annotation of a GenBank genome assembly